UUAGGACAGAAAGGUGAUGCAGUGGUUAGCACAUACACUAAUUUGUGAGAACCAUGGUUCAAAUCCACAUCUAGCCAUGCAGAUGUUGGUUUUUUGUGAUUUCCCUUAAUUGCUCUCAACAAAUGCCAGAAUGGUUCCUUCCAAAGGGAGUGGCAGAUUUUCUUCUCCAUUCUUGAAACUUUUAAAGAGUUCAUGCUGCAUCUUUAUAUGUAAUACGAUACUUGUGUAAUACUAUAUAUUUGUACUAAGACUUCUACGGAUUCAAAACUAGCUAGCAAAUGUGUUGGGAUGCUAUUGUAGUCUCUUGCCAGUGAAAUGCUAAGUGUCAUAGCACUGAAGUAGUCUGUGGUAACCAUUUUGAAAUUACAUGAAACAUUUUUUGAUUUGUUUCCACUUGUUUCAUGCCAUGCUUAAAGGAAAGUAGGAGUGCCACCUACAGGGUGUAUACUUUCUGGGGAAAAUGCAGGAAUUUUUCAUUGUUUUAGUUGUCAGUUAAUUUUUUUUAAUUUUGAGUGAUUAGAACUGACAAUCUACCAAAGAAUUUUGCGUUAGCCCACUACUUUAGAAUAAUACUGAAGCAAAGAAACUUAAACGAGAGAAUAACACAAAAGGACUGGUUAUGAUGCGUCAUUCUCAUGAGCCUUGUUUUGAAGACCAUGCAAUACAAAAAAAACUGCUCUCAAUGAGCAUGACGUCACAACUGCUUACAUUUCUAACAGGUCGCAAGAAAAUAUUGCGAAUGGUGGUUUGAGAAGUGUUACUUAAAGCUAAAUUUCCUCUUACUCAAUAUGAAUUAUGUUACGUGUGAGAAUGUGUGACGAAUUUCUUAGGUCGCACAGCAUUACACACUCAUUCGAAACUUAACACCGAGAACCAACCUCUUAAAAAACUUUCGGGGCCAAAGGACCAGCUAUUUACGCCAUUACGUAAUAUUUAUUGGCACGUUGUGUAUGUUUGAUACAUCAUAAAGGGUAACACACACUAAAAAAUCCUUUAAUUCUUUCAGAUUACAAAUUAUGUUAUGAUGGUAAAAGUAUAAUUACCCUUCACAAAAAAUCCUAUGUGAGUUCUUGAGCAAUUUCACACAUGAUCGGCUUUUCUGUUAUGGAAAAAUGCUUGAUGGAACAUGUAUUCAGCCAGAGAAAAGAGGAUGUUCCUAAGGAAAAUACUCCAGAUGGCAGUGCAGUGAAGAAACUAGUAUCACAAGGGCGUAGUCCAAGAGCAGUCUUCUCUCCAGCAAGUUUUUCUCCCAAAGUUGCAACUCCAUCUACGAAGUAUGAGUCCCGAACUAAUUCUGGUGACAUUGUCUUAGAGCAUGGGAACUGUGAAGGUGCCUUGUGGUCAGCUCGAACUAAAUUUACACCAAUAGUUACCCAUGAUGAAGUAAAACACCAGAGGUUUCGUUUUAUGUUUGAACGUCUUCAGGAGAAAGCGGAAAUUUUGGGUGAUGUGAUUCACGAAUUGGGUCAAGAAUUACUUCAGCAGAACAAUCUUUCUGAACCCACAAACCCAACUGUAAGGCAUGCGGAACUAUUUGUAGCUGCUGGGAGAGUUUGUUGUGAUGCUAAUGGCAGACUAAACCCAAGUUCUGUACUUUUGGAGAGUGAACAGAGUUUUGGUUGUGGAAAAUCUGUUGCUCUCGACCUUAGCCAGCUUGAAACCUAUUCGCUGUUUCCAGGACAAAUAAUUGCCAUAGAAGGUGUUAAUCUUGAUGGAAAGAAAGUGAUCGUUAAAAAACUGUACACAGACAUAAAACCUGUUCUUGCAGACUCUCUCCCAACAUUCAGCAAUGAUGAUGGACCUCUUCAAGUUGUUGUGGCAGCUGGUCCUUACACACAGACUGAUACAUUGAUGUAUCAGCCAUUGGAGGACUUAGUGUCUUACAUAAGAAACCAUGAGCCACAUGCAUUGAUACUAGUGGGGCCAUUUGUAGACGCCAAGCAUCCACAUGUUGAGGAAGGAAAACUUGCAGAAACACAUGAUUCUCUGUUUGAGAAGAUAGUUGAAGGAAUUAUGGAACCACUUAGAGGGUCUCACACACAAGUUGUUGUUGUACCAUGUUGGCGAGAUGUCCAUCAUCACGUGAUAUACCCAACACCACCAUUUUUACGUACAAAAAGAUUAAUGUAUACUAACUUGCAUUUUAUGUCUGAUCCGUGCCAGUUUUCAAUCUGUGGUGUUAAGUUUGGUGUUACAUCUGUAGACGUCUUGUUCCACCUUGGGAAGGAAGAGAUAUCUUAUCCUGCUCAGGGUUCAGACCGUCUUGGGCGGUUGGCUAGUCAUGUUCUGUCCCAGCGGAACUUCUAUCCACUUUUUCCACCUGCUGAAGAGUUAAGUGUGGAUCUGGGCCACUGGGAAAAACUUUCACAUCUUCCUGUUGCACCACACAUUCUUAUUUUGCCAUCAGAUUUACGUUAUUUCAUAAAGAACAUAAAAGGUUGCUUGGUUGUUAAUCCAGAGCGGCUUGCCAAAGGAUUGGUUGGUGGGAGUAUGGCACGUUUAGAAAUAAAAGCUGCAGGACAAGGAUCGCAGUUUCCUGUCAGUGUUAUUGCUCAGAUUUUGAAGAUUUAACUGUAUUAAUGGACUUCCAAAUUUUAAAUAUAAUUAUGUACUUCAUGCUUCGAAAUAAUUUUAAGAUAAUAGGACUGAGAUGAAACAUGCACACAGUUGGUCCAGUGUCAAAUUUCCUGCAGAUUUUAAGCCUUCCUGAAUCAUGUGUGUCAGAUAUUAGAAAACUCUAGUAUUGUGAAGUUUUUUAUGAAAAGAUGCAAGUGGAAGUAGAAAUUUAUGAUGGUUUUCUUUCAAGCUAAAAUUGGCCCUGAAUGGUACCAUUCAGAUGUGGCACUAUUUUAAAGUGCCGUUACUGUUGUUCAUUUAGUUGCAGCUCAAAAGUUGGCAAAGUAGUUCGUUUACGAUGAGCACUUUAAAGUUGAGGUUUUCAUUUGAUUAUUUUUUUUUUUGUAAAUGCCAAACUUAAUACCAGUGCCUUGAACUGCUGUGAACGAUGUGUGAUUAUUGAUCACUUUCUGAAAAGAUGUUACAUUAAUGUGCAGAAUUAAUUUUUUCUCAUGAGAACUGGUCCAGGUUUCUGAAAAUGUGGAAUCUUAAGGUGAAUGUUUUGAGACACUAUAAAACAUUUUGUACAAAAAAAAUUUAUUUCAUUGC
Schistocerca serialis cubense is the source of this 3165-nucleotide messenger RNA. RefSeq names its product DNA polymerase alpha subunit B (gene DNApol-alpha73). Gene Ontology annotation, biological process: DNA replication; DNA replication initiation. The record is from RefSeq and is a predicted model, not a curated record. The coding region runs from base 1087 to 2571 and encodes 494 amino acids. The transcript has 8 exons. Gene Ontology annotation, molecular function: DNA binding. Gene Ontology annotation, cellular component: alpha DNA polymerase:primase complex. NCBI's taxonomy places the organism in Eukaryota, Metazoa, Arthropoda, Insecta, Orthoptera, Acrididae.